AUGUCUGAAACCUCAAUUGACAUCAUUAUCAAUGGUCUUCAAGCACAACUCUCUGAAUUAAAAGAAGUUAUUUCUGGAUUAAAUAAUGAUCAAAAUACUUCAGCACAAACAACAAAUAUGAAACCUAUAGCAGACGAACUCGACGCUUUAAAGAUUACAAACACCAAAUUAAAUUAUCGUAUUACUCAACUGUUACGCGCUUUAGAUGAAAAAGAUUCAAUAAUCUCAUCAUUAAAGGAUUCUAUUAAUAAAUAA
This is a messenger RNA of Funneliformis geosporum, 255 nucleotides long. NCBI's taxonomy places the organism in Eukaryota, Fungi, Glomeromycota, Glomeromycetes, Glomerales, Glomeraceae. The record is from the annotation of a GenBank genome assembly.